AUUGGACUUUUUUAUUCUGAAUCGGUCACAUGAUAUCAUUCCACAAUUCCCUGCUUAAUAAUACUACAGACGGACCUGCACCGAUUUUUCAAUGGGAAAUGGCAAUGCGGUUGAAGGAAGGAACCUGUCUUGGAGAAGGAGAAUUCUCAAGCCGCCAUUAAUAUUGAUUACCAGACGAGACUCCGUCUCUGGCUUAAAAGUCUGUGGGAACACCAAAAGAAGCUUGGGUCAGGGUGCUCUGCCAACUUUAACCCAGAAAUUCCCCGUGUGCUUGACAUUGAGCUCUUGCACGAUAUUCUACACGAAGAUGUCGUUUGCAGUGUUAGGUUCGGCCAUGACGGAAAAUAUGUUGCUACUGGCAGCAAUCGAGUUGCACAGGCCUUCGAUGUUACUACUGGACAGGAAAUUGGUUAUUUCCGAUUGCAAGAUGAUAAUCCUGCAGUUGAUAGUAAUUAUGUUAGAAGUGUUUGCUUUAGCCCCGAUGGAAGAUAUCUUGCUACUGCCAUGGAAGAUAAGUUGAUUAGAGUGAGAAAUAAUGUCGACGUCUAGAUGUCAUUACUGACGAUCAUAGAUUUGGGAUAUUGCUUCUAGAAGUAUUAAAAGUAUCCUCGCUGGUCAUGAGCAAGACAUUUAUUCGCUCGACCUUGCUUGCGAUGGUCGUACCAUUGCUUCUGGCAGUGGUGAUAGAACUGCCAGACUUUGGGAUAUUGAAACCAGUUCAGAAACUUUGGUAUUGCAAAGUGAGGAUGGCAUUGCAUCUGUUGCUAUUUCUCCAGAUGCCAAGUACGUUGCUGCUGGUUGUCUGGAUAACCUUAUUCGUAUUUGGGAUGCUGUUUCUGGAGACUUGGUCGUACUUUUUAAGGGUCAUAAGGAUGCUGUAUUCUCUGUUGCUUUUGCGCCCAACAACAAACAUCUCGUAUCCGCUAGUUUAGAUAAAACGACCAAGAUGUGGGAGCUUGCUCCUCGAAAAGGCGAACAUCCUAAUAACACUUCUGAAAGUAGUCGCUGUAUCAAAACCUUCGAGGGCCACAAGGUAAAUAAUCUUCCUAGCUCUUUCUUUCUUGUAAUAACAUGAAUCAGAAAUUCGCUCUCUCUGCCACUUUUACACCCGAUGGGAAAUGGAUUCUCUCCGGCUCCAAGGACAAUGAAAUCCAGUUCUGGAAUGUAGAAACGGGCGAAUCGCAGCUCACAUUACAAGGUCACAAGAAUUCCAUCAUCAGCGUUGCGGCGAGCCCAAGGGGAGGUUGCUUCGCGAGUGCUAGUGGAGAUAAUUCGAUGAAGAUCUGGAGUUAUAAGAUGAUAUAGUUGGGGGGAUAGGAGUAAUAUAUGAUGUGGAUUCUUAUAAUGCCCAUUAUAGUGGGGUGUAUGGUAUUUGGAUAUUUAUUAAAGUGUGUA
Molecule: messenger RNA, 1395 nt
Organism: Sclerotinia trifoliorum
Lineage: Eukaryota; Fungi; Ascomycota; Leotiomycetes; Helotiales; Sclerotiniaceae
Source: the annotation of a GenBank genome assembly